UCGGCGACUGUACUCGACUACUCGUUGACCUACGAACCGAGAUAAAUAAACUUAUUUUAUAACAGUGCGUCGGCGAGAUAACUCGCUCAUAAAUUGCGACCCAGACCUAUCUAUUGUCCAGUGAAAAUGCCUAGCGUUGUUACUGUUAAUACAACCCCUUUCGACGGGCAAAAGCCGGGUACUAGUGGUUUACGUAAAAAAGUAAAAGUUUUUCUGCAAGAAAACUACACAGAAAACUUUAUCCAGAGUAUUUUGGACGCUAACAAGGAUAGUAUCGUGGGUUCUACGCUCGUGGUGGGCGGAGAUGGAAGAUACCUAGUUAAAGAAGUCGUAGAUAAAAUUAUAAAGAUCUGCGCUGGAAACGGGGUUGGCAAACUAUUAGUGGGCCAAAACGGCAUCCUUUCCACUCCAGCAGUGUCAUGCAUCAUCAGAAAGUACAAUACUCUUGGAGGCAUAGUCCUAACCGCCUCCCACAACCCAGGCGGCAUCAACAACGACUUCGGCAUCAAGUUCAACUGCAGCAAUGGCGGACCAGCCCCUGAUAACACCACCAACGAGAUCCAUGCGCUCACCACCACCAUCAAGGAGUAUAAGACCGUCCCGGACCUCAACUGCCCUGUUGAUGAAACUGGCGUCUUUAACUUUACCGUGGACAGCAGACCAUUCGUAGUAGAGGUCAUCGACCCCGUCCAGGACUAUGUGAGCUACAUGAAGGAGAUCUUCGACUUCCCCAAGAUCAAGUCACUCAUCCAGGGCACCAAGCAGAGGAAACCCUUCAACGUACUCAUUGAUUCUAUGAGUGGAGUAACCGGCCCAUACGUGCAAGCCAUCUUCAUCGAUGAGCUGGGUGCGUCCGUAAACAACGUGCGUCGAGUGACCCCACUGGAAGACUUCGGGGGCGCCCAUCCUGACCCCAACCUGACUUAUGCUGCUGAUUUGGUCGCGGCGGUCAAAGGAGGGGACUAUGAUUUGGGGGCCGCUUUCGAUGGCGAUGGCGACCGCAAUAUGAUAAUAGGCCGUGAUGCCCUCUUCGUAACUCCAUCUGACUCUUUGGCUGUACUGGCGGCGCACGCGGCUCUGAUCCCCUAUUUCCAACGUAAUGGAGUCAAGGGCUUCGCGCGUUCCAUGCCCACCGCCGCCGCUGUCGACCGCGUCGCCAACGACUUGGGGAAGGAGAUCUUCGAAGUGCCCACUGGUUGGAAAUACUUCGGUAACCUAAUGGACGCUGGUCGCCUCUCCCUCUGCGGGGAAGAGAGUUUCGGCACCGGCUCAGACCACGUGCGAGAAAAGGACGGACUAUGGGCCGCUCUCGCUUGGCUGUCAGUCAUAGCUGUCACCGGCAAAUCAGUGGAGGAGAUACUGAAGGAACACUGGGCCAAAUACGGAAGGAACUACUUUACUAGAUACGACUACGAAGAAUGCGCCAGCGACCCGUGCAACGAGAUGAUGACCGCCCUCGAGCAACGCAUGACCGCGUCCGGCUUCGUCGGUUCAUCUCACACGUCCGGUUCAAAGACCUACAUCGUUAAAGUGGCCGAUAACUUCUCUUACAUGGACCCUAUCGACCGUAGCGUGGCUAUGAAACAGGGUCUGAGGAUUAUCUUCGAAGACGGGUCUCGCAUCGUGCUGCGCCUGAGCGGAACCGGCAGCUCCGGAGCUACUGUCAGACUAUACAUCGACUCGUACGAAGCCGCGGACGUCCUGGGCGACGCGCAGGUGAUGCUGCGACCGCUGAUCCAGGUGGCGCUGCAACUAUCCCAACUGCAGAAGUUCACCGGCCGCGACGCCCCCACCGUUAUUACAUAAGUUACUAUAUAAAGUGGUUGCUUAUACACAAGAAAAUGGUAAACUACCUGAUGCAUUUGGCCAAAAGUGUAAACAAACGUUACCUCAAUUUUUAAAUUAAAAAAUCAAAUAUUUUUUUUUAUUUCAAGUGACUCUUUGUGAAACAUCAAAACGAUUUGUUACGUUUAAAACGCAUUCUUUGUUUAAUUCGCAAAACAUAUUUUAUCUUAUUUUUUUAGUGUUUUCGUUGAUUUUAUAACCGCUGCCAUUAUUACCAAAUUAGUGCCCGGGGCCUUGGUAAUGUUUUUCGUUUGUAAAUCUCGUUUAUAGUUUAUAUAGUAUUGUGAAAAACACAAAUUAAAAUAUUAUCAUAAGUGAUUUAAUUUGUUCUUAGGGGAAACAGGCCUAUUGGCCUACAAAUUUGGCCGAAUCCAUAGGCGACCUUUAUACAGGGUAACGACUCGGCGUUCAUUUUCUAUUUCCAGAAGAAGUAACAUUAUUAUAAACAUUUACAAAACAGAUCGAUUUAUGAGCACCUUAUCCAGUUAAACAUAUUUAAUGCUAUUUAAAUCGACACAAUUAUUCAAUAUAUCUAUAAAUAAAACAGAAUUAAAUAACUAACCUAUAAAACUUAAAAACUAAAUUUAAAAAUAAAUAAAACUAAACUUAAAAUAAAUAACUAAUUAAAAUCUUUAUAAAUUCUGAAAGCUUUUAUGUACUUCUAUUUAUAAAAUGUAUUUUUUGCUAAAUAUUUAUUUAUAGAGAUUUUAUAAAUGUAAAUGAAAUUUAAUUUUAUAUGCCCAAUUAUUAAGUAUUUUGCACGAUCUA
Molecule: messenger RNA, 2613 nt
Organism: Cydia strobilella
Lineage: Eukaryota; Metazoa; Arthropoda; Insecta; Lepidoptera; Tortricidae
Gene: Pgm1
Product: phosphoglucomutase
Exons: 11
Coding region: 127-1806 (559 amino acids)
Biological process (GO): carbohydrate metabolic process
Cellular component (GO): cytosol
Molecular function (GO): magnesium ion binding; phosphoglucomutase activity
Source: RefSeq, a predicted model, not a curated record